This is a messenger RNA of Prorocentrum cordatum, 579 nucleotides long. NCBI's taxonomy places the organism in Eukaryota, Dinophyceae, Prorocentrales, Prorocentraceae. The record is from the annotation of a GenBank genome assembly.
AGGAGCCCCGGGCGAUGUACGAGCUCGGCAUGGCCCUGCUGAGCGGGAGCGGCACGGCGCGGGACGACCAGAAGGGCGCUUCGUGGAUCUCUGCCUCUGCCGGCAAGGGCCUCGCCGACGCCCAGUUCCAGAUGGGCACGCUGCUGCUCGGGGGCGUCGGCGUGGAGAAGAAGCCGGAGUGGGCAAUCUACUGGUUCACCCAGGCCGCCGAACAGGGCUCGGUGGAGGCGAUGUACAACCUGGGCCUAAUGCACGACACGGGCGAAGGCUGCGAAGUCAACAAGGAGUUGGCCAAGGGCUACCUCCAGCGGGCGGCAAACCUGGGCGACGAGGAGUCUGCCAAGGCACUCGAGAAGCUCUUCGGCUGAGCCGCCGCGCGCUGCGCGCGCGUGCUCGGCGCACCGCGCUGCGCGCCUUGCCGCGCGCUGUGCCGCACGCGCAGCUAUCGAGCGCCAGAUGCGGCGGUCGGUGCCGAGCCCGCGUCGUGCUCUCGGAGCGAGCGCGUGCCGAGCCCGAGUCGUGCUUUCGGAGCGAGCGCGCGCCCACGGAGCGCCAGCCCAGGGAGGAUCAGAGUCCCAA